Messenger RNA from Hydractinia symbiolongicarpus, 1470 nucleotides. RefSeq lists its product as uncharacterized. The transcript has 4 exons. Bases 1 to 1470 code for a protein of 489 amino acids. Lineage: Eukaryota; Metazoa; Cnidaria; Hydrozoa; Anthoathecata; Hydractiniidae. The record is from RefSeq and is a predicted model, not a curated record.
AUGGAUAUGAUUGAUUUAACUGAUACACCAAACAAGAUUAAAUCGAAGAAACAGACACAUACUUUUGAGUUGUCUCCAAUUUGUGAGGAUGUCAUGUUUAAGAAAAUUCUUGCGUUAGAUGAUAGCAAGAAAGUCAGUGGUUCGAUUCCAACGAAGAUGCUUAAAUUAGCUGCUAGAUAUUGUGUUCCAGUACUUACAAAAUGUUUUAACAGUUCUAUUAUUGACAGUUCUGUUUUUCCUAGUCUUUUAUCUUUGGCAGAGAUAAUCCCUUUAUAUAAAAAGGGUAGCUUCACAGACAAGGUAAAUUAUAGACCUGUCAGUUUGUUACCAACUGUUUCCAAAGUUUUUGAGAGAAUUUUAGCCAAACAACUGUUACCAUUCUUCAACACCUUUUUGUCUAAAUAUCUUUGUGGAUUUCGAAAGAGUUACAGCUGUCAGUAUGCUAUUUUAAACAUGCUUCAAAAGUGGCAAAAAUGUCUCUCAAAAUCUGGAAAAGUCGGUGCAGUUUUGAUGGAUUUAUCCAAAGCAUUUGAUUGUCUCCCUUUUGAGGGUGAUAUCUGCAACUUUGCCGACGACAACACCAUUUUUAGUUGUAAGAGUAGCAUUACUGCUGUUCUAGGAAGUUUGCACUCUGACAUAGUCAAAGUGGUAAACUGGUUCAACUCAAAUGGUAUGGUUGCAAAUCCAAGCAAGUUUCAGAUGAUAAUUCUGGGAGCUGAUGUUGGCAAUAUCAGCAUUCAGAUUGGCUCAUCUUCUAUUGCUCCAUCAAAACAAGUUAAGUUACUAGGUAUUACUCUGGAUGAAAAACUUUCAUUUUACCCUCACGUAAAAGGGAUGUGCAAAAGUGCUUCCUCAAAGACAAAAGCACUCCUGAGGAUACGAAAUUUUCUCAAACAGGAUCAGAUUGAUUUAUUAUUUAACUCAUUUAUUUUACCUUGUUUCAAUUAUUGCCCCCUUGUAUGGAUGUUCUGUAGCAAACAGGCACACAAUCUCAUUUCGGCAACCCAUAAAAGAGCGUUGUGUGCAAAAACUGGUCUGGUGCAGAAAACCUAUACAGAAAUACUGGAAAUAUCUAGUAUGAUGCCUAUCCAUGAUAGAAAUCUGAAAAGCCUUGUAACUGAAGUUUAUAAGUGUCUUCAUGGAUUGAACCCUGAACUAAUGUGGGAUAUUUUUCGAAAGAAGGAGACUACUUACAGUCUUAGGCGUGGUACUGUACUGGUCAUUCCACCUUCUAAAAGCAGUAUCGGGCAGAAUUCUUUUCAAUUUCGCGCUAGCCUAGCCUGGAAUUACCUACCUGCGUGUGUCAAAAAUGUGACAGAUCUAAAAGAAUUCAAAUCUGUUAUCAGGCACGUUGAAAUAUACUGCCAAUCUAAAAACACAUCAGGGACAUUACAAAAUCUACUUCUACCUAAACACCAUCCAUCGAUAAACAAAGUUCACCAGAAAAUAGUAUAUUUCGAGGUCUUGUAA